AUGUUACCAGAUACCGAGGUUCCCUUAACCAAAGCUACUAGCUCACCUCAAGUAACUGGAAGCCACAUCAUUGCUGCGCGGAAUCGUCCCAACUUUGUGCGGUUGCUCAGAUUUGCACAGGAUGUAAGUUCUGCAAUGGAAGCCUCUAGAAAAUCACGCCUUGCUUUUGAGGCAGCUAAUAUCAGCUUGGGAGAAGCCCGAGGUGGAGAGGGCAUGUCUUCCAUUAAAACAGCUCUUGAUUUUAACUUUCAUGACGUGGAGGGACUACUACGUCUGUGUGUGAUCACUUCUGACUCUCGCCCUCCCUCCUUUGCAGUGGCUGUUGUGUACCUGCAAAAGCAAGUUAUCUCUAAGGGAAUGGUUUUGAGGGUUGGUCCAGUGGGAGUGGUAGAUCGAAAAUCAAGACUCCAGUUCUCGAAUCUGACAAUGGAGGAUUUGACAGAGACAGAGAUUGGGAGCUCUGUCGAGUCGUUUCAAAAGUUUGUGGAUUCGCAGAGAGAGCUUUUCCACAACCAAAUCGAUCAUCUUCAAAGAAUUGUUGUCACUCAAUGCAAAAUCACCGGCGUCAAUCCUCUUUCUCAAGAAAUGGCGGCUGGCGCUCUGUCGAUAAAAAUUGUACUGACAUCAUCAAUCGAUUUGGCAGGAAAAAGACCUAGAGAUUUGAUAAACCCUAAAGCUGUCAAGUAUAUGCAAGAAGUUUUCUCUAUUAAAGAUGCAAUCAGUAAGAAGGAAUCACGUGAGAUUAGUGCUCAAUUUGGUGCUACAGUCACACAGGUUCGAGAUUUUUUUGCCAGCCAACGUACUAGAGUGAGGAAACUGGUUCGGUUGUCAAGGGAGAAGGCUAUUAGGGUUAAUACACACAAGGAACCUCAACAUGGGGUCCCAACCACAUCUGAUGCUUUGAUGCCUAUUGAUGUGGUUCCCUUGAACUCUGUUGCCCCCAAUCCAGUUCCCCUAAACUCUGUCUGCUGCAAUCCAGCUCCCUUAAACUCUGUUAGCCCCAAUCCAUUUCACUUGAACUCUGUUGGCCCCAGUUCUGUUCCCUUAGAUUCUGUUAGCUCCAUUUCAGCUCCCUUAAGCUCUGUUAGCCCCAAUUCAUUUCACUUUAACUCUGUUGGUCCCAAUCCAGUUCCCAUAAUUUCUGUUAGCUCAAAUCCAGUUCCCUUAAACCUUGCAAGUCUGAAUCCAGUUCCCCUAGACUCUGUUGCCCAUGGUCCUGUUCCCUUAAACUCUGUUUGUCCUUCCGAAGUUGAUGAAGCACCCUCUUGCUCAACACAGAACGACAUGUUGCCUGGUUUAGAGUUAGACGAAUUAGACAAACAUUUUGUUGAGAAGAUUUUUGGUUUGUUGCGGAAAGAAGAAACAUUUACUGGGCAGGUGAAGCUCAUGGAAUGGAUCUUGCAAAUACAAACUCCUUCUGUUCUAAAUUGGUUUCUAAUUAAAGGUGGUGUCAUGAUUUUGGCAACAUGGUUAAGUCAAGCAGCUGCUGAAGAACAAACAAGCGUUCUUCUUGUCACCUUGAAUGUUUUCUGUCAUUUGCCCCUACAUAAAGCUCCUCCUGAACAUAUAUCAGACAUAUCAAACAGGGCCAGGGUUUUCUUAUCAAGAUGGAGCAAAAUUUUUGCAAAAAGUCGAGCAAUGAAAAAAUCCAAUGGCGUAAAUUCCUCUACAGAUGCACAGGACAUGAUUUUGAAGCAGAGGCAAGUUCAUUCGAUUACCUCGUAUGCUUGCAAUAUUUGUUCAAUCAAGUCUCAUCUUUUGGCUCUAAUUUUGUGCAGCAUUGAUGAAAUUAUGGGCAAUGAAUUAUGGCAGUCUGAUAUCGGUAAUCCUGAUGGUGUUCGUGCUUUCUCAUUGGAAAGUUCUGAAAAUAUCAGGAAAAUUGAGUCUUCACAAGCAUUGAAGCUGUUGCCAGCAUCAACAGAUGAUCCGAGCAGGAAGCAAAUCCUUGGUGCAUCUUCAUCCCAUACAAGAGAACGUAGAAAAGUUAAGCUUGUGGAACAGCCUGGCCAGAAAACAGCUGGCAGAAGCCCUCAGUCCACGAAAGCUGCCCCUGUUAGUCAAGGUCGCCCCAUGUCUGCUGAUGAUAUCCAAAAAGCAAAAAUGCGUGCUUUAUUCAUGCAGAACAAGCACGGGAAAACAGGUUCCUCAUCUAAUGGAAGUUCUGGUGUGAAAAAUGGAGGACUUAAUAAGCCUUCAAGUAUGUCCACUAGUUUGUCUCCAGUUUCUAAAGUUCAUAUUCGGCCAAAGAUAGAGGAAUAUAGGAAACUUGUGACGACUCCUUUCAAAGUUUCUUAUAAGAUUGAGGGUUCUCUUGAUCCGAAGACAGAAAUUGAUUCAAAGGAACCCAUGGGGGGAGUUUGUAUUAAAGUCCAGAUCCCAUGGCAGACUCCUCCAGAAAUAAAACUCAAUGCUCUCUGGAGAGUAGGCACUGGUGAAAAUAGCAAAGAAGUUGAUGUUCAGAAAAACAGAAACCGUAGAGAGAUAGGAACCUUCUAUCAGUCAGUCCAGGAGAUGCCAUCCAACCCCAAGGAACCAUGGGACCUCGAGAUGGACUAUGAUGACACGUUGACCCCAGAAAUUCCAAUUGAACAGCCACCUGAUGCCGAUGGUGCAGAAACACAGGUUUCCCAUACUGAACAUGCUAAUACAGUAGUUUCAUCAGCACCUUCCCUGCCUCAGGUUGGUGGAGGGAGUGCAACUGAACCAGAUCUUGAGUUGCUUGCUGUACUGCUGAAAAAUCCAGAAUUGGUUUUUGCUUUGACUUCUGGCCAAGCUGGCAAUUUAUCAAGUGAGGAAACCGUCAAGCUGCUUGAUAUGAUUAAGAUUGGAGGGGCUGGUUUGGCAGGUAGUUUAAAUGGGCUUGGCGGUAAAGUAGAGGAGAAGGUUGAAGUUUCUCUUCCAUCCCCAACUCCUUCGAGCAAUCCUGGAACGAGUGGAUGGAGAUCAGAAGUUUCCAGGAAUCCAUUUUCCCAGCAAGCGUCAAUGGGGAACAGAAUUGCACACACUGAUCAUGGAGCCCCCACCAGUCUUCCUUUAGCAGAAAAGCAUAAUACUAGCUUGGGGCAACAUCAAAAUCAAGCCACUAACAUCAGACUACCACAGCAGCAAGCUAGCUUCCCAUUACUAUCCCAACAUCGCCAAUUCUCAUUGCCUCAAACAAGUACCAUAGUACCUGAAAACCGACAACCUUCUAUAGUUCUCCCAUCUCACCAGAGUUAUCCCACCAAUUCUUCAAUGUUACAGACGCCAUCCUCAGAAAUGGUUUUAGCCAUGAAAAGUUUACCCGUUAACACCCCUUCCUUACCAAACCUUUCAGCUGCAAUUGGGCCUUCAAUGUGGGUUGAAACCAUGAACAACAUAAAACCAGCUCCAUCCAUUUCUUCCACGUCAAAUCCAGCGGAGAGACGUCCAGUUUCAUUUCCACUAUCAAUAGCUGCAGUACCAACAGCAACACAGUUACAGUCACAACCAGCCCAUAUAAAUGAACCUCCGAUUGUAUACUCCUCACGGCCACAUACUGGCGAUAUAGGUCCAGUGCCUGAUUCCUGGAGAGUUAGACAUGGUGUAGUUUCAAAUUCCCCUUCUCAAGUUAAUCAAACUAACUAUGUUCCGUCAUAUGGAGGGCCUGUGCAUCAACAGUUGUGGUCAGGUCCUCCUUGGGAAAGAAACGAAUAUGGGGGUGAUGAGGGUUUUGAGUCUUGGAGUCCGGAGAACAGACGAUUUGAAUCACAAGAGUAUGUGUCAGGAAGAAACCAUUCAGGACCCAGAACGAAUUCUGGAUGGGAUUAUAUGCCUAAUGAUAGGUCCAGGCAACGGAAUUCUUCUGGAAGGUGGCAUUUUGGCCAUUCUCAUGCCCAUGGAUCUGAUCACCACCACCACCACCGCCGCCGCCAAUCUUCUUCUGGUCAGCAAGGUGAAAACAUAUUCCGUUUGGGCCUUGCCGCCGAUAUUGGCUUGGCUACUGGAAAGGCUUUCACUGGCUAUUUAUCUGGAAGCACUGCCAUCAUCGCCGACGCCGCCCAUUCUGUCUCUGACGUGGUGCUUAGUGGGAUUGCGUUGUGGUCUUUUAAAGCUGGGAUGGCUCCUAAAGAUAAAGAACACCCUUAUGGGCAUGGCAAGUUUGAAACUCUUGGAGCCCUUGGAAUAUCUUGCAUGCUCUUAGCAACUGCUGGUGGUAUUGCUUGGCAUGCAUUAGAUCUUUUACAUGGGCUGCUGACUGCUGUUCCCGAGGUGGCAAACCAUUCAUUGCCCCAUGCGCAUGUGCAUAAUCAUCAUCAAGGUGGGCAUCAUCAUGGGAUGGACAUGGAUCAUCCCAUCCUUGCAUUGAGUAUGACCAUUGUGUCAAUAUCUGUUAAAGAAGGGCUUUACUGGAUAACAAAACGAGCUGGGGAAAGGCAAGGGAGUGGAUUAAUGAAAGCAAAUGCUUGGCACCAUCGUGCAGAUGCCAUUUCAUCUAUUGUUGCUCUUAUUGGGGUUGGAGGGGCUAUUCUUGGAGUUAAGUUUCUGGAUCCUCUUGCUGGACUUGUUGUCUCGGGUAUGAUACUUAAAGCUGGAUUUGAAUCAGGGUACCAGAGUGUCUUGGAACUGGUAGAUGCUGCUAUCCCAGCAGAAGGUCUGGAUCCUAUAAAGCAAACAAUACUACAAGUUCAGGGAGUCCAGGGAUGUCAUCGCUUGAGAGGGAGGAGGGCUGGCUCAUAUCUAUACCUUGAUGUACAUAUUGUGGUUGAUCCUUUUCUUAGCGUUAGUGCUGGUCAUGGAAUUGGUGAAAAUGUUCGCCAGGAAAUUCACAAGUCCCAUCCAGAAGUAGCUGAAGUUUUUAUACACAUAGAUCCUGCCUGUUUUCACUUUUCUCCAACUAUGAUGGACCAAGAAGAAAAUUUGACGGGAAAUGCAAAUCAGAAUAGAAGCAUUUCUUUGGAUGACAGGGACAUUGAGUUGAUCAUUUCCGAUAUUUUCUCAUUAAAAUUCCAAGAGAAAAUAGAGGUUGAGCGUAUAACUCGCCACUUUCUGCAAGGCAAUAUAUUACUCCAAGUAGAAAUUUCCAUGCCUCCCAGCAUCUUGAUUCGGGAUGCAAUGGAACUGGCUGGAGAAGCAGAGAAGGAAAUCUUGAAGGCUGCCUCUGGUAUAAUUCAAGUUACUUUUCUUCUAAGAUUGGGACGUCCCAUCCCCAAGUUUGUCAAGGAAUAG
Messenger RNA from Dovyalis caffra, 5187 nucleotides. The record is from the annotation of a GenBank genome assembly. NCBI's taxonomy places the organism in Eukaryota, Viridiplantae, Streptophyta, Magnoliopsida, Malpighiales, Salicaceae.